Molecule: messenger RNA, 8451 nt
Organism: Klebsormidium nitens
Lineage: Eukaryota; Viridiplantae; Streptophyta; Klebsormidiophyceae; Klebsormidiales; Klebsormidiaceae
Source: the annotation of a GenBank genome assembly
AUGGCGUCGUCCGCACAGAUGGGCGCCAGCAACGUGCCCACCGUCACUGGGACGUUCCCGGUCGCUUGGGUUCCCACUGACACCCUGAUUCAGCACGGAAGCCCAAGCAUGGUUAGCGAAAUAGCGAGCACCGCGCGUAAGGCUGGUCAAUCACUGGCCAGGCAGGGCGCCCGCAGAUUGGUACCAGCGAGCACAAUUCGCAAGGUUGAAGGAGGAGGCACGGUGGAGCGGGUGUUCGUCGACCCGCUAAAGAAGACUCCUAUCGCUUUCAUUCCAGUGCGCAUUGGAGGCGUGGACGCGCUUCGUUGCCCGAGAGGCAUCGACUCUGGCGCGGACGUGAACGUGAUGGCCUUCAAAACUAUGAUGAGGGCAGACUUGGGUGCGAAGUUCAGGAAGGGCAAACCCACUUUUACAGGUGCGGACGGGCGCGAGACCGUAGCAAUUGGUUGGGUGGACACUCUAAUUGGCAUGGGCAGCAGCUUCGAGCUGGGCUCCCGCUUCAUUGUGCAAGACCACAUCAACUACGAUCUUCUCUUGGGCACGACGUCUAUGCGAGCGAUCAACGGGCACAUCAACUUCGAGAAGGAGCGGUUCGAGUUUCAGCUACCGUACAGCAAACGCCGCCUGGCCCUGCCUUUGGUCGAUCCGCGGGGUGUACAAUGCAGGCCGCGCGUUUCGGUGGCCACGAGCUCUGUCCGCGCUAGGCCCGGCGCUCGCGCACCGGCACGCAGGCCCCGCUCGGACCGGAGGACAUCGUCACUGUUCCGCUACAACUUUCCAGACGACGACCUGCACCAGGCCCCGGACGAAGCCGGCCUUCUGGACCUGAGCGAGUUUAUGGUCCCUCACGCGCUCGUUCUACCCGCUGCGCCGUGGACAGAUGGUCUGGCGGAGAACAGACAGCACACUCUCGCUGCGCCAGCGCAAAACAAUUUACCCGAUGACGCGCCAGGCUCAGACGAGGACGUGCCGCCGCUGGUGGAAGCUCCGGAGGAACAACUCGAGGAUCCUGAGGAAGAACGCGCCGCCGACCUUGAUCUCUUGUGCAGGGAGGAGCUAUCCGGCGAGGCGACUGAUGACGACCUCCCAGAUCUUCUGCCUGGCGACUCCGAUUCGGAGAGCGAGGACGAGGAAUCCACAGCGCGGGCUGCAAGGACAGCCCCAAGGCGUCCUCCACGUCAUGUGCCCCGCCGCGUACCUGGGUGGCGCUUCCAGGUUGACAUGCGUACAGGAAUCGUGUCGAUGAUGCCCCGCAAUUCGUGGAGCGAGGAGAGGCCUUCCAACCCUGAGGGGCACAGCGGCGACGACCCUUCGCCGGGCGCACCCCCGGACGGGCCUAGCAGGGACCCAGAAAGGGACGGGCCGUCCGAAGUAGCGCGGGAUGCAGCUGGAUCUGCUCAAAACUGCGGCCAGGGCUCGCCGCCGGAAAUGCACCCGGACAACCAGGACGAGCCACCGCCGCUAGUUGGCGAGGAAUCCGACGACGAGGAGCCUGACGACUACUUCCGCUCAGCAGAGCUACCUGCCCGUGGUAGUGAUCGGUCCGGCGUGGCUGCGCUCCCGGGUUCCCGCGGACCUGCAAAGAGACAGCAGACGCCGCUCGCCCACCCGCCAAGCGCGAUCCAGACCCUGGCCCCGAAGGCGGGCUCCCCAAGCCGAACGGGAGCCCCACGCCGCCGGACCGGGCCGGGUCACGGAGAGGUCGACGAGAGCGACAUAGAGUGGGUCUCUGACUUUAAUGGGACUCCGCAGGUGGACCAGGACUACACCUUUGGAAUCAUGUUCCGUUCUAUGCACGAGGUGCGGCGCCUGCUCGACCAUCUUCUGACCUUGUCCCGAAUCAGCUCCGAGGAGUACGAAGACCUAUCUGAACACUACCACCACCUGUUUCGGGGCCACGACGUGGACGAGGUUUGCUACCUGCUACGGUCGGAUCUGCUUCCGCUGGUACUAGGGAAAGGCUUUCGCGUCGAGGUCUUACCAGAUGAUUGCCAGGAGCCAGCCCGGAGCGACUCGUCACCACCUGACACCGUUCGCGUCGCGGCCACCCUGCCCACCGUGGAAGCAGCGCCCCUUCCCCGGCUCAGCGACGAGGAGCAGUGGCGCGCCGUGGAGCCGCAACUCCAGCUCGCCGCUAGCCUCAGCCCGGACGAGAAGGCCAGAAUGAUCGCCUUGCUUCGCCGGUACCCGCACGCGUUCUCCAAGGAUCCUGGUGAUUUGGGGCUGGUACGCGGCAUUUACCACCGCAUUGACACGGGCGACCACCCGCCCAUCCGCAGGGCAGGCCGCCUGCACAGCCCGUUUGAGAAGGAGGAGAUUGACAAGCAGGUUGACCCGAUGGAGGCUUGGCACGUAAUUCGCCGUUCCACCAGCCCUUACGCUCAGCCCGUGGUACUAGCCCGCAAGAAGAACGGGAAGUGGCGGUUCUGCGUUGACUACAGGGCGCUCAACAAGGCGACAGUACCAAACAGGUUCCCACUGCCCCGCAUCUCGGAAAUUUUCGAUCGCCUUGGAGAGGCGCGCUACUUCACCACGCUGGACGCGCAGGCGGGCUACUGGCAGAUUCCCGUGCACCCGGACGACGUACACAAAACAGCCUUUCUGACCCACAGGGGCCUGUACGAGUUUCUUCGCAUGCCGUUCGGACUCACGGGCGCUCCGGGGACAUACCAGCUUAUGAUGGACGAGCUGCUCAAGGAGGAAAUUCAGGGCCCGGACGCGUGCGUGACUCAGUACUUGGACGAUACGCUGUUGUACACCUCCACGUUUGACGCUCAUCUUGCAGGCUUGGAGCGCGUACUGCAGAAGGUCAUUACAAUCGACCUGAAACUCUGCCCCGGCAAGUCACGUCACUUCGGCGCGCGCGAGACCGAGCACCUGGGUCACCUCGUCACGCACAACCUGCUGCUACCCGCGCCUAAGAAGGUUCGCGCAAUCCGCGACUGGAUUGAUCCCAUCAAUCCCUCCGAGAUCCGCAGCUUUCUGGGUAUGGCAGGCUACUACCGGCACUUCAUCAAAGACUUCGCAAAGAUAGCGAGGCCUCUGCACGAGCUGACAAAGGACGGGGUUCCGUUCCGUUGGGAGGAGGCAGAGCGGGCAGCCUUUCAGGCCCUGAAGGACUCCAUAUGCGCAGCGCAGGGGCUCGCGCGCCCAGAUUUCAACAAGCCAUUCAUCCUGGACACGGACUAUAGCCGCCUGGGUAUUGGCGCCACACUGAGCCAGCUGGACGGGGCCGAUCGCGAGCUCCCCGUAGCCUUCGCUUCAAGGGCGUUGCACGGCGCAGAAGCUAACUACUCCACCACGGACGGCGAGCUGCUGGCGAUUGUCUGGGCGGUGACCGUCCGCUUCCGGUCGUACUUGUACGGCGGGCCCACGUUCCUGGUGCGGGUUGACCACAGCCCGUUGGUUUGGUUGCAUCAGCAGACCAACUUGACAGGACGACUCGCGCGCUGGCACAUCCGCCUGAUGGAGUUCAACUUCAGGGUCGAGUACCGCCCCGGCCGAGUGCACUCGAACGUGGAUCCGCUGUCGCGCAACCCCGUGGCCCAGCUGCCAUGGGAAGAGGCCAGCGACCUGGAAGACAUGCCGGCCUACGUGGCACCGGACCUGUCCAGCGCACCAGGCCCAAUUUGCGGGGCGCCCACAGUCCGCAUGUUGCGGGGAUCAGGCCCCGCACCUGACACGGACACAGAGGACGAGUCCUUCAGCCCCGUGUGGUCGACGUCCGGCACCGACACGAGCGACAGCGACAGCGACAGCUUUUACGUGCCACGUCCUCCCCGUGCUGCCCAGACGCCGCUCGAGCUGCGCUGCAACCACGCCCUCAAGAAAGCCAUUGAGUAUGCGCACACGCUGGCUCGAGCCCGAACUCAGAGGUUCGAAUCAGAGCGGCGAUUUGCGAUUGCGCGCGCCCGGACGUGGCCGAGCCUGCUGGAGGACUACGCUUUGUGGAAGCCCGCUCGCCAGGAUCCGCGCUGGCGGGCAACCCAAACCGAAGGCCAGGACCCCCCCUGGGUCUCCGCUGAGCGAGAAUCCACGCAGGAAACCCAGCCACGGACGCCGCACACGUCAAGCUACGAACAGAAUGCCACACCGUUUCCCGCGCUGCCCGCACCUGCAACCUUGCCACCCGGCGAGGAGGACUUGUACGAAACGUUCGACAUCGCCACUCCGGAAGAGCGGGAUCCGCUCACGCGCUUUCCCGAGGACCCGGAACAGCAGGAGACGGAAACAGGACUCCGCAACCUGCUGCGCGGGGCCAAGAGCGAGCUCCGCUUUUGGCACAGGAAGCGCUCGCAAUUGCAGGAACGCUUAGCGCACGAGAGGAUCAUGAUUGCUGACCUGGCCGUCCGCUUUCCUGAGGUACAUGAGGCGUACAACAGGCCAUUCAUCCUGGACACGGACUAUAGCCGCCUGGGUAUCGGCGCCACACUGAGCCAGCUGGACGGGGCCGAUCGCGAGCUCCCCGUAGCCUUCGCCUCAAGGGCGUUGCACGGCGCAGAAGCUAACUACUCCACCACGGACGGCGAGCUACUGGCGAUUGUCUGGGCGGUGACCGUCCGCUUCCGGUCGUACUUGUACGGCAGGCCCACGUUUCUGGUGCGGGUUGACCACAACCCGUUGGUUUGGUUGCAUCAGCAGACCAACUUGACAGGACGACUCGCGCGCUGGCACAUCCGCCUGAUGGAGUUCAACUUCAGGGUCGAGUACCGCCCCGGCCGAGUGCACUCGAACGUGGAUCCGCUGUUGCGCAACCCCGUGGCCCAGUUGCCAUGGGAAGAGGCCAGCGACCUGGAAGACAUGCCGGCCUACGUGGCACCGGACCUGUCCACCGCACCAGGCCCAAUUUGCAGGGCGCCCACAGUUCGCAUGUUGCGGGGAUCAGGCCCCGCACCUGACACGGACACAGAGGACGAGUCCUUCAGCCCCGUGUGGUCGACGUCCGGCACCGACACGAGCGACAGCGACAGCGACAGCUUUUACGAUCCGCGCUGGCGGGCAACCCAAACCGAAGGCCAGGACCCCCCCUGGGUCUCCGCUGAGCGAGCAUCCACGCAGGGGACCCAGCCACGGACGCCGCACACAUCAAGCUACGGACCGAUUGCCACACCGUUUCCCGCACUGCCCGCACCUGCAACCUUGCCACCCGGCGAGGAGGUCCUGUAUGAGACGUUCGACAUCGCCACUCCGGAAGAGCGGGAUCCGCUCACGCGCUUUCCCGAGGACCCGGAACAGCAGGAGACGGAAACAGGACUCCGCAACCUGCUGCGCGGGGCCAAGAGCGAGCUCCGCUUCUGGCACAGGAAGCGCUCACAAUUGCAGGAACGCUUAGCGCACGAGAGGAUCAUGAUUGCUGACCUGGCCGUUCGCUUUCCUGAGAAGAACUCACCGCGGUUUCGUACGGCGGAGGACCCUGGAAUAACCCCACCCACCCACCCUACAGUCCGCAUGGUCUUGAGCGUCCGGGACGCCGCUCUAAGCGAGGGAGCAGUUGAUCAUCCUACUCAAGAGGCGGAGGACCUGAAUGCAGCCGACCAGGGCCAAACCCACGUCGCACAGGAGCGAAGCGCCAAGGAGUGCUCUGAUUGCGGCAAAGCAGGGCACUUCUUUGCAGACUGUCAAACCAAGCCGGCAAAGAAGCGGGUUGAUCCGCAGCUCCUCGAGCCAAGGACGUGCAAGCCGUGCAGCGCAGCCAGAGGGGCGCGUACUUCCGUACCAGAUGACGACGUCGACCUGAACGAGCGCCGCUACGGAGCGGCCGAGCUGGAGGAGCAGGACGAGAGAGCGGCGCUUUACGAAGGAAAGAUGGACGCGAUCUUCUUGAGGAAGUACGAGGAACGGCAUCGCGAACAUCAGGCCAAAAUGCGCGGGGACCGCGCCGCCUUCGAAAGCUGGCAGAAGCAGGGGAAGGAGCAACGCCAGGUGUACUUGGAGGCAUGGCGGGGCAAGGCAAAGCCAGAUUUCCGGGAGAUCUUCCGGAGGUACCCGCUGAACCAGUUCGAUGCGCGAGAGCGCCAGCUUGCUCCCGGGCGGAGAGCUUACAACAAAUUCCGACGCAGAACCAUGUACGUGGAAUCAAUGGACGAGGCGCGCAACCGAAUCCGGCGGGAGUACUUUUCCAGGGAAGCGGAGCUGGAAAGAGAGGCCUGGGAUUUAGUGUCGUGGCGCGCCAAGAACUGCAUCGACUGCGUGGCUAUGCAUCUGGACCAGGACGAUGACCCGCACGAGUCGGACUGCGAAGAACUGGGACCAGCGGAGCGGCCGGUGCGCAGGAGACUGGACUUUCAGGACGACGCGAACGAACCUCGCACACCUGAGCUGCCCCGGACCAACAGAAGGCCCACACUCAACGCGCCUUUGAAAGAGCUCAGCGCGGACCAAGCGCAGAGUCAGAAGGAGCGCCAGGAAUCAGGGGCGGGUUUGGAACGUGACCUGGCACUUCUGUUCGAGGAAGCGGCACUGGACGAUGCCCCUGCGAAUACGGAGGUCAGGUCCGCCACUAUCCAAAUGGUGCAAGGAAGUACCGGCUCUUUUGGACCUGCACAACUGGACUUAGAGCAACCCGCACAGGGCACGCGCGAGGCCCUAGAGCCAGCCGUGGAGAACCCCGCCGUGGCGGAGGCUUUGGAGGAAAUCCGCGGACAGGAUCUUGACCCCACACUCGGCUGGGACAUCGAAGAUUACCUGCGCACGGCGUCCGCUCUGCGGGAAGCUGAUCUGAACGGCUCCCUUGAGAACGAAGAAUCUUUGGACGCCGCGCACGAGCUCCGGAGGAAGGCGCGCUUCAUCAGGAACGGCGGGGACGCACCGUUUUUGGAGGGGACGACCGCCCUGGAGCGCGUGGCACUCUCAAUCAUGAUCUCAAAUCCGGACGCAGAAGAACGGGAAGCUCUAAGGCAGGCGCGGCUCGUGCUGCUCAAUUUGGAAACACAUGCGCGCGACAAUCUGGAGGAGAACGUGCUGGCAAACCUGGAGGAGGGACCAGAGUCGGAGGUGAGCGCGACAGAGGCUAGCCCCCACGAGGACGAGGAGGAGCAGCCUGAGUUUGACAUCGCGCACUCUCCGCUGCCGCGGCCGUUGGACUACCUGAUCAACGACGAUGAGGUAGCGUUGUACCUGUUCGAGAGGCAAUAUCCGGACCUGAGCGGGAGGACUCCAAGCCGACGCAAGGAAGCAAGGCGCGGAAUCAGAAACAGGGCUAAGCAAUUUCAGGUCAGGAACGGGAGGCUCUAUGUUCAGAACAAGGCACCGCGCCGACGUAAGCAGGUGCCAGGGCCCACGGUACUCAAGCCCGUGCUGACCGCGGAGGAGAGGGACCUGGUGAUGAAGCAGAUCCACGACCGUGGGGGCCACCCGUCAAUACCCAAUACACUCAAACUCAUCAGGGACAUGUUCUGGUGGAAAGGAAUCACAGAAGAUGUCACGAACUUUGUCCGCGGCUGCCCCACUUGCCAACCGGUGAACCAACCGACUCGCGAGCGGACGGACGGGCGCACGCUGACUAGCACGGAGGUGGACUUGCCCUUGGAGAGGGUCGGCGUUGAUCUGCUCGGCCCGUUCCCCCCGACUCCGGAGGGCUACACGUACGUGUACCUGUGGCACGACUACUUUUCAGGUUGGGUCGGAGCCGGCCUUGGGAAGACCAAGCAGAGCAAGGAGGUGGCCGCAUGGGCUAAGAUGGACCUGUUUGCAGGGCACGCCUGCCCGGCCACGGCCGUGAUGGACAACGACCUGUACAAGGACGAGGUGAAGGAGCUCUUUGACGCCAUGGGCACGCAGGUCACGCCGAUCACGCCGUUUGCGCCGUGGCAGAACGGAGCGGCCGAGUCGAGCGUGAAGAUCCUGACAAAGAAUAUCCGCAAGCUCGCGCUCGACCACGGCCAGAAGUGGGCAGAGAACUUUUUCCUGGCCCUGCUCAUCAUCAGGAUUUGCUUCCGGACGGCGACCAGGGCCUUGCCGUUCGAGAUCAUCUACGGUCGCCAGCCCGUGCUGCCCUCAGAACGCCUUCUGGCAGCCAAGUACAUGAUUGGCGAGGCUCAAACAGACGAGGCUCAGGAGCGUGCCGCAGAGGACGUGACGGCCGCGGUGAGCGACUUGACCGCGACUCGGCGGUUCAACAUCUUGCUGAGGCAGGCACACCAGGCCAACUUGCGGGCCGCCGCUUCAGCCAAUCGGGACGUGACGCAGGUGCGGAGCGAGGCGGCCUACCGGAGGCGCCAGCACAGGGGCGUCUAUCGAGUUGCCAACCUGACGCCAGGGCAGGUCGUGAUUAUGCGCAAAAACAGGCGCGAGCACAAGUUGGACGCGGGCUGGGAAGGCCCGUACUUCUUCCGCUACUUUUACGAUGAUUCCUGCCAGAUCGCAGUGAUCGAGGACGCACAAGGCCUUCGCUGGACCCGCCACAUCGUUCUGCUAUUUCCCUACCAACCGCGGGGCGCGGUCCGGGAGUAG